Molecule: messenger RNA, 1777 nt
Organism: Coregonus sp. 'balchen'
Lineage: Eukaryota; Metazoa; Chordata; Actinopteri; Salmoniformes; Salmonidae
Source: the annotation of a GenBank genome assembly
AGCGGAGAGGUCAACAUUGUUGCCAUCAAUGACCCCUUUAUCAACCUGGACUACAUAGUGAGAACUUUAUAUAGCUACUGACAAAUAUACAAUUAAAAUGUAUGGAAAUUGAAAUAAAUUGAGAAAUAUAAACCUAUUUGACUGAAGUCAGACCUUGAGUAGGUCAGGUUUGUUCCCAUUAAACUCAAUAAAUAUCUCAGGUGCACAAGUCUACUGUACACAUAUUCAACACCUCCCUAAAGAUGGUAUGUAAUAUCACUGACCAGCUCUCUACCCUUGCCUCUGUUCCAUAGGUCUACAUAUUCAAAUAUGACUCCACCCACAGUGUUUGGAAGCACAGUGAAGUGAGACAAGAGAAUGGCAAGCUGGUCAUUGGCAACCUGCACAUCACAGUUUUCCAUGAGUAAGGGUUUUUCCUUUUCUUUACUAAUGCUCCAGGUGCAUACAUUGGCUUAUUUUGUGCAGGGUUUGAAAUGACACUGUGCAUUUUUCAGAUACACUGUUUUGCACAGAAUCAAAUUGCUGGGUUAUACAUUUAUUUUGGCAAUAUGAAGAUUUGUCUGUGUUUCUUAAACAUCCACAUUGACUCUUGGGAGUCCCUUAGCAGUGGGCUAGUGUGUGUGUGUGUGUGUGUGUGUGUGUGUGUGCUCAUGGUGUAACACUUCAGGUUCCCAUCCCUGGAUUGUUAUGGGAGUGCACAGAACCUCUGUAAUUCUAACCCUAGUUUUAUGGUAUAAUCCUAACUUCUCCUAUCUCUUUGUCAUCUUCAGGAGGGACCCUUCCCAGAUCAAGUGGGGCGAUGCUGGAGCUGACUAUGUUGUGGAGUCUACUGCUGUGUUCACCACCAUCGACAAGGCCUCUGUAAGUACCUCUUUUCGCUAGCAGUAGGUCAUUGACAAUGGUCUAUACUUGAAUUCUGUGAAAAAUAUAUAUUUCUUAGGACUUCAUAGCUAUAAGGUUGUGGGUGAUCAGCAAGUGAGCACAAUGCUGUAUGUAUUUUUAUGCUGUAAAUUGUUUACAUUGAUAUCUUCAUUUUUGCAUCCAGACUACCAAUUUUGCAUAUCAUCAGCUGUAUGUGACUGAAUCAAGCAAGGCAGCCUUGAUGCUGUGUAUUUGUUGUUACACAGACGUACCCUUUGACCUCUCACCCCACCCACCACCACCACAGGCUCACCUGCAGGGAGGUGCCAAGAGGGUCAUCAUCUCCGCCCCCAGCGCCAAUGCCCCCAUGUUCGUGAUGGGUAUCAACAUUCUUGUCGUACAUGUAAUGUUUUCUCCUGUCUGCCUCAGGCCCCUUAUGAAGAGAUCAAGAGAGUCAUCAAGGAGGCCUCCAAAGGACACAUGAAAGGAAUUCUGGGAUACACAGAGGACCAGGUAAAUAUUUUCCCAUUCCAAGACCCAUAAUUCCUUCCAUACUUAUAGAAAUCACUGAUCGAACAUGAUUUGAUAGGUGUGACCAAGGUUCUGUGUUGCUGUCCCUAAUCAUGUCAUGUCAGUGAUUACCACAAUAAAGGAAAUAAGGAAGGAUGCAUUUUAUGACUACUUGAACAGGGCCCAAGCUUUCCCUGCUCUCAUGUGCUGAGCCUCAAGGUCAUAUGAUGCAAUACCUAAACUCAAAAAUUUCUGUUCAUUUCUGUUUUUCACAUAAUGAGCCUAAAGCCUAUUGCUCUCCCCUCCACAGGUGGUAUCCACUGACUUCAACGGCGACAAACGUUCCUCAAUCUUCGACGCCGGCGCAGGCAUUGCACUCAAUGACCACUUUGUCAAGCUGGUCUCA